Vitrella brassicaformis is the source of this 1052-nucleotide messenger RNA. The record is from the annotation of a GenBank genome assembly. NCBI's taxonomy places the organism in Eukaryota, Vitrellaceae.
AUGGGAAAAGGCCUUCGGAGGCGAUCGGUAAAAUGCGAGCUUAGAAGUGAGGAGGGGAAAGGCCAACAGCACCAAACGGAUAGAUCAGCAGCAGAGAGGCCCGCAGGAAGGCCACACAGGCAGCCAGGAGCAGCCAGAAGGUCAGAAGGUGCCACAGUGGUGAUUUCUGCUUUCAGAAUCGAUUUCCGGUGAGUGAGGAGCGUACGUGGAAUUUUGAGGUGUCUGCUUGUCUGUCUGUCAGGUCCUUGAGCCACUCACGGCGGCAAAGCGAGAUCCAUCCUGAGAUGGCCACUCAGGGCGAGGGCGUUCGCGUGAUGCUUGGCAACAAGCAUCUCUUCAUCAACUCCGAAUGGCUCGAGGCCACGUGCACCAUUGAGCGCAAGGGCAAGGGCGAGACUGAGCUGGAGAAGAUCUUCAACAGCGGUGCGAGGGACUUGAGAGGGAGAACCUGGUACGUGAGGACACGCAGACAGACAGACAGGCAGGCAGACACGCAGGCGAGCAGAUGUCCGUCGGUCAGCCAAUGGCGUUUGUGUCCUGUUCGCUCAUUCAGGGAAUCUGUCAGGAAUGACCCCGAUUCAUUUCUGGAGCUUAGCUGGACUGGCGAAGAUAAAGAGACCACCUACUUCCGCCAAUACUACAGGUACGCCAGAAGGGAGAGCGGGAGGGAAGGGGAUGAACAGGAAGGCGAACAGGUGCACGCCGUGGGCCAGCCAGUGUGGGAACGACACACACAUGCUGUCUCUCCUUGUCUGUCCCACAGCAAGGGCACCCCAGUGAGAAUCACGGCCGGGACCGGCAAGUACUACAUGAAAUCGGUGUUUGACGCCGCCGGCAUCAAGCUCGACGAGUGGGAUUUCGUCACCUAUGAUGGAGUGGACCCAGAGUACGUUCAACGGUGGCUGUCACCCCAUGCAUCAAUGGCUUACUCCUGUGUGUGUUGCUUGAAUCGUUUGUGUCUUCCUUCCAGCCCCUCACCGAUUUUAUUCUUCAUGAGGUCGAAGGAGCGGCUGCAGCAGUGGUGGAGAUCUCGUCCAGCGAGCUCGGCAUGA